Messenger RNA from Aspergillus affinis, 2190 nucleotides. Its product is annotated as coiled-coil domain-containing protein MAD1. The transcript is spliced from 3 exons. Gene Ontology annotation, biological process: mitotic spindle assembly checkpoint signaling; attachment of mitotic spindle microtubules to kinetochore. NCBI's taxonomy places the organism in Eukaryota, Fungi, Ascomycota, Eurotiomycetes, Eurotiales, Aspergillaceae. The record is from RefSeq and is a predicted model, not a curated record. The coding region runs from base 1 to 2190 and encodes 729 amino acids. Gene Ontology annotation, cellular component: nuclear envelope; kinetochore; mitotic spindle.
AUGAACUCGAGUAGGAAUUCUCGUCUAUCUUUCGGGUCGCACCCCGGGGACUCGCCUCUGUCGAUUCCCAGAGCCCCGAGUAUCCUGCGACAGUCCACCCGUCGUCCCCCUCAACCUCCAGCGCACGAUACGGAGAAAGAUGAGCUGCGGGUGCAGUGCAGUACCUUCAAAUACGAAUUGGAGAACAUCAAGCAAGAGAGAGAUCUCAUGGUGUUGCGCCAUGAAAAGGAGCUGCGGGAUCUACAAUCAAAGCGAGAUGCGGACUUUCGAAAAGCUCAGGCUGCGGAUACCUCCAGCCAUCGGGCCAACCACAAGUACGAAUCGCUCGCGAAGGAAAUGAAGGAGUAUCAAGAACAGGCGCUCAACGAUAAAGUCAGCCUGGAGCGGAAGAUCAGAACGCUUCAGGACCAGAACCAAAGUCUCCAGGAAGAUGUCGAAGAUAACAAAGCGCAAUCGCUUGACCACGAGAGACAAUACAAGUAUCAGCUCAACGAACUCGAAACAAUUCGGUCCUCUCUUCAGAAAACCGUCGAAGAAUUACAGAACGAUCUCCAGAAUGUGAGGAACGAAAUGCAAUCUACACAAGAACGGCUCCGUGAGAGAGAUGCCGAAUUCGUCAACUUGGAAACCGAGAAUAUCCGCUUGAAAGCCGAGGGGAGCGAUGCAGAGACCCUGGCCGUUCUUAAAAGGGAGCUCUCAGAGCAGGUCAACCAUAUCAGGAACCUGGAAACGUCAAAUCGCGACCAAACGGCGGAGUUGCGGCAACUUCGUAAAUCCCACAAGAACGUUGAGGUUGUCGAAGAACAGAAGAAAUCGCUGGAAAACCAAUUGCAGUUGAUGAAGGGGUUGGAAUCAGAACUGGGAACUUUGCAAAUUCAGAAGCAACUCCUAGAGGAUGAGAGGAAUUCCUGGGCCAGCCUUUUACAGGACAGCGAUCAGUCCGAAGAGUUUAAAUCCCCAGAAGAUGUUGCGAAGGCUUUGCUACGAGAACGCCUCGAAAAAGCCUCGUUAGUUGACAAACUAGGUAGCAUCGAGGCACAAUUCUUGGAGAAGGAUGAGACGAUCAAAGGCUUAGAAACCGAGAGGUCCAACUUGCGACAGGAGCUUGAAAAGCUUCGAAACGCAGGAGCUGCCCCCGGGGGCGCGAUGGCGGACAGUCGGGUCAAGGCCCGACUUGAACGUCAGCGAACACUCGCUGUGAAGGAAGUGGAGUAUCUUCGUGAGCAGUUGAAAACUUUCGAUGCGGAGGAAGCGACCAUGAACGAGCAGAGUCAAUUUGAUGAGCAGAAAUCCGAACAAAUCGCCAAUCUCCAGAAACUUAUCGACCAAUAUAGGAAGGAGUUGGAGCAGGCCCAUGAGGAGCUCUUCAAACGAGAAUCGGUUCCGCAAGAAGAUGCGCAACCGCGCGGCAUCAAACGCCCACUUUCCCCUGCUGAAAGCGAGGCCGAGAACGAGCGCGUCUCAGCCCUCUCUCGCAAGAACCGAACCCUUCAAGAAUCGCUGUCCAAAUCCGAGCAAGCGGCCGCCCUACUACGUAAAGAGUUUGAGGCCGCCAGAUCCCAACUCAAGUCUCUCAAAGCCAAGUCUCGCACGCGCGUUCUCGAGCUGCGCGACAACCCCACGGCAGAGGCCGAAAAGAUCAAGCUCUCCACCCUGGCCACGCUCAAGGCGGAAAACCAGGAUCUGCUCGCUCAGCUGCGCGGUGGCCAGGGAGAUGCCAACGUCGUCCCAAUCAGCACCCUGGAAAGCAUGAAGCUUGAGAUCCAAGACAUGGAGCGCACGGUCGCCGACAAAGAAAAGCGUAUGCGCCGCCUGAAGGAAAUUUGGACCGCCAAAUCCUCCGAGUUCCGCGAAGCCGUUGCCUCCCUGCUCGGCUAUAAGCUCGACUUCCUUCCGAACGGCCGCGUCCGCGUGACCUCCAUGUUCCAUCUGUCGCCGGCCUACCGACACGGUGAUGGCUCUGCGGACUCCGCCGGACCGGGCAGCAUGGGCAAUGGCGAGGAAAACUCCAUCAUCUUCGACGGUGAAAACGGAACGAUGAAGAUCUCUGGUGGGCCCAACAGUCUCUUCGCCAUGGAGAUCAAACCCCUGAUCAAAUUCUGGGUCGAGGAACGCAAAGACAUCCCGUGCUUCCUUGCUGCCAUGACGUUGGAUUUCUUUGAUAAGACCACACGGGCUGCACGCAUGUGA